UGCAUCAGAUUUCCUAUCCAUUACAGAGCGAGAGCGCGAGCGAGAACGGGUCGGAACUCAAAACGAAACGAGCAAAAGAACCGAAAUGGAGAGGCAAGAGGUGCAUCCACAGGGAAAGAGAGGCCAGGCCGAAGAGAAGAAGCCGGACCUGGAGGGGCUCCCGCUGAAGAGCAGCCCCUACCUGCAGUACAAGGACCUGGAGGACUACAAGCUCCGGGGCUACGGCGCUCAGGGCCACCUGGAGCCGAAGCCCGGCCGCGGCGCCGGCUCCACCGACGCCCCCACCAUGCCGGGCAGCGCCGUCUCGUCCGAGGCCGAGGUCGCCACGGCCGAGGCCGCCCAUCGUCAGGGAGUCUUCAAGUAGUGUGAAACUUGUGAUCUUUACGUGUCUGUCAAAGAGAGAGCGUUGGUGGUUUUGUUUCUUUUGUGACACUUCUGAUGAUAUGAAUAAAACAUUCGACAUUGGCCAUUUUCUCUU
Syzygium oleosum is the source of this 478-nucleotide messenger RNA. RefSeq lists its product as uncharacterized. Lineage: Eukaryota; Viridiplantae; Streptophyta; Magnoliopsida; Myrtales; Myrtaceae. The record is from RefSeq and is a predicted model, not a curated record. The coding region runs from base 86 to 364 and encodes 92 amino acids. The transcript has a single exon.